AAAAAAAAAAAAUACGAGAACACUAAAAGACUUUCCUUUUGCCAAAGCUUGCUUCUUCUCAGUAUUCACCAGAAAGCUCUCAUCUUUUUCAUCCCUUGCUAAUUUGCUAUGGCAGAGAUAGCAUCCCUGGUACUCUCGACCGGCAUUACGUCGGCAAUUCUUCAGGUUGUUGUUGACAGAGUCACAAAAUUUGUUGAACAAAAGAUAGGCUUGUUCACUGGGGUCGACGGCAGCUUCAGAAAGUUGGAGAGAACGCUGAUGGAGAUUCAAGCUCGCGUUGAUGUUAUAGAAAAGAAACAUUGCAUUACGAAGGCAGCAGAAGUUUUGCUCGAAGAUCUCCUGACUAGUUUUUUGGAUGCUGAAGAUUUGCUGGACAAGAUCGGUUUGCGUGUGGAGGUCAACAGUGGGAGUCAGGUACGUCACUCGAUGCCCUUCUAUUCUGGCAUACCGUCUGAGAUUAAAAAGAUGCAAGAGAAACUGGAUGGGUUGAUAAAAGACCUGGAAAGGUACUCUACCACAGAAAUCAUCCAGUUGAGAGAGCCUAAAGAAAAGGCUAUUGCUCAGUGUACUUCUUUGGUUGAUGAAUCUCGUGUAUUUGGAAGGGAUACAGAUAAGAACGAGAUUAAAAAAAUGGUCUUGUCUGUGCAACAAGAGGGGGGAAAUGUUUCUGUAAUUCCAAUAGUAGGGAUGGCUGGGAUUGGGAAAACAACACUUGCCCAACUCGUCUACAAUGAUGCAGAUGUGCGUAACCAAUUUGAUUUGAAAAUGUGGGUGUCUGUUUCUUUAGACUGUGGUCUGUACAUGAUUACAGAAUCUAUUCUUGAGUCUGCUACUAGAGGAAAGGGUCCUCAGUUGUCAAGUUUGGAUUGUGUUCAGGUUGAAUUACACAAGACAUUGAAGGGGAAGAGGUUUUUACUUGUACUAGAUGGCAUUUGUAAUGAUAAUCUUAGUGAUUGGGAUCAAUUCAGUUUGUCUUUUGGGGCUGCAAAGAAGGGGAGCAAGAUUGUGAUGACUACUCGAAGUGAAAUUUCUGCCUCAAUUGUUGCCUCUACAUCAUAUCGUUUGGAUCCUCUGUGUGACAAUGCUUGUUGGGAAAUAAUCAGACAAAGAGGGAAUCUUAAUGGGCAGACUAAUUUGGAGGAGAAUGGCCUAGCAAUUUCGAAGAAGUGCAAAGGGUUUCCAUGGGUAGCAAAAGUGAUUGGAAGCUGUUUGAAUUCGGGAGAGAUGGAGUGGGAUGCUCUGUUAAGGCGUGAGCUUUGGGAACUGCAGGAACAUAAAACACGAAUCUAUCCAGUCCUCAAAUUGUUGAGCUAUGAUAAUAUGCCUUCUUAUUUGAAAAGAUGUUUCAGUUAUUGUUCUAUCUUUCCUCGUGAUCAUGUAGUUGAGAAGGAUGAUUUGGUCCAACUAUGGGCAGCAGAAGGCUUUAUUCAGUCCCAAGGAACAAGAGAAAUUGAAGAUGUUGGAAGACAGUAUUUUGAAGACUUGCGUUCGAGGGGUUUCUUUUCACAAGUUCCAAAUAUUGGUGGUGAUCAGCAGAGAUAUAAAGUGCAUGAGCUCUUUCAUGAUUUGGCAAGAUUUGUUUCAACCAACUUAUGCUUUUGUAUGGAGGACAAGGAGGACAAUAUGCCAUGCUUGGUGCACAUAUCUCCUAAUGCUCGGCAUGCAUCUUUGCUUUAUGAAAAUACUCAACUAUCUACUCAACCAUCUACAUUGGAGGCGUUUUGCAAUUAUAAGAAGUUGAGGACAUUUACAGUGCUUCCUAAAUUCCCAUCUACCCCGAGACCAGUCAUGUUUGGCGAAGUCCCUCAUGAAUUUUUUGAAAAGUUGGGAUGCUUGAGGGUGUUGAAUUUGAGUCAUAGUGCCAUCUCUAAAUUGCCUCCAUCUAUUGGAAAUUUGAUACAUCUUCGUUACCUCGAUCUUAGUCAUACCGGUAUUAAACUCUUGCCGAAGCCUAUAACAACGAUAUAUGGGUUAGAAACAUUGAAGCUCAAGAAUUGUCCUAAGCUUCUUCAUUUUCCUGAGAACUUAAAGGACUUGAUUAAGUUAAGACAUCUUGACUUUGACAGACCCUUCAUGCCAAUAUAUGUUGGGAAGUUAACUAGUCUUGAAACCCUUCAUGCAUUUAGAGUGGGAAAAGAGAACGGAUAUCAGAUUGAGGAGCUUAAGAACAUGAGGUGUCUUCGAGGAUCCAUUUCUGUUACGAAUCUUGAGAAUGUGGCAGAUUUUAUGCAGGCUGAGGCUGCUAUGUUACACAACAAGCAAUACUUAGACAGUUUAGAGCUGAAAUGGAAUGGAAUCGGAGGUCAAACGCAACCAGUUGAACUAGUUCAACAAGUUCAACAUGAAGUUCUUACAUUGCUUGAACCACAUGCUGGGUUGAAGGAGUUACGAGUAGCUGGUUACUGUGGUUCGGUAUUUCCCGGAUGGAUAGCCAACCCAGCAUUUAUCAGGCUUGAGAGUAUUGAAUUAGAAAAUUGCGCAUUUUGUGAAUUCCUUCCUUCUCUUGGCCAACUUCCGGCUCUCAAGAAACUUCGUAUUCAAAAUAUGGCUACUUUGAAAGUUGUGGAUGAUCUGUUUUGUGGUCCCCCAGCUGCUUUUCUAUCCUUGGAGACGCUAACACUUUGUGACAUGCCGGAGUUGAGUAACUGGUCAGGACUACAUGACAAUGACAUGCCUUUCCUCAGAGACCUCAGCAUUGAUUCUUGUCCAAAGUUGGCCACCCUUCCUUCAUUUCAUUACCUAACUUCACUUCAACGUUUACAAAUCAGUCGUUGCCCUCAGCUUCAACCUUUGCCAGAGGGAGGACUGCCAACCUCACUCAAAACUUUGUACAUUUUGGAGAGUGACAUCUUGAAGGAUUGGUGCAAGAAGGGAGAAGGUGCAGAUUGGAAUAAGAUCAGAUGGAUCCCUGACAUACGGAUUGAUGGUAUGGUGAUUCCAGCGCAAAGACCGGAUAACCAGAAUGAUGAGGUUCAGAAUGCUCCAGAAAACAUGUUUGGUAGCAGAAACCCCUUGUCGAUUUGUUCUGUUAUUCUUUUUCCUCUGCUCGUCCUUUUUAUGAGAUCAUUGUACCAGUACUUGUCCCAAGCCAGAGAUUGAUCGUCAGCAGAUUCCAGCAGUGGAACGGGAUAAAUAGGAAAUUCUCGUCAUGUUAUAGUCUUUGGCAACCUUGCAGCAAUUACUUGAAGAAGUUUCAAAAUCAAAGAAUGGCGGAGCCGCGCGCGGAGCAUGUCUUAUCUAGAAUAUUUAUGCCAAGUUUACUUUGGAGUGAGACUCUUAUGUAUAAACUAGUUUUUUCUUUCGAGAAACUAUGUAUAAACUACGAAUAUGUCUAAUGCGCAUAUCCCCAUCUUCUUCUUCACAUAGAUAGUGGAACUUGAUUUUAAAGA
Rosa rugosa (rugosa rose) is the source of this 3389-nucleotide messenger RNA. Its product is annotated as putative disease resistance RPP13-like protein 1. The coding region runs from base 109 to 3099 and encodes 996 amino acids. Gene Ontology annotation, biological process: defense response to other organism. The transcript is spliced from 3 exons. NCBI's taxonomy places the organism in Eukaryota, Viridiplantae, Streptophyta, Magnoliopsida, Rosales, Rosaceae. Gene Ontology annotation, molecular function: protein binding; ADP binding. The record is from RefSeq and is a predicted model, not a curated record.